This is a messenger RNA of Pseudopipra pipra, 5512 nucleotides long. RefSeq names its product DNA nucleotidylexotransferase (gene DNTT). NCBI's taxonomy places the organism in Eukaryota, Metazoa, Chordata, Aves, Passeriformes, Pipridae. Gene Ontology annotation, cellular component: nucleus. The coding region runs from base 16 to 1554 and encodes 512 amino acids. The record is from RefSeq and is a predicted model, not a curated record. Gene Ontology annotation, molecular function: DNA-directed DNA polymerase activity; DNA binding; DNA nucleotidylexotransferase activity. Gene Ontology annotation, biological process: double-strand break repair via nonhomologous end joining. The transcript is spliced from 11 exons.
UUCUACCUUUGCAUCAUGGAUAAAAUCAAAGCUUCAGGUGUAAUCUCCCACAGGAAGAGACAGAAGGGGUUAUAUUCCCCAAAACUUUCCUGCAGUUAUGAAAUAAAAUUUACUAAGUUUGUAAUUUUUAUUAUGCAGAGGAAGAUGGGGGUAACCAGAAGGAUGUUUCUGACAGAGCUGGCAAGAAGAAAAGGUUUCAGAGUAGAAAAUGAGCUAAGUGACUCUGUCACUCAUAUUGUGGCUGAGAACAACUCUUACUUGGAGGUGCUGGACUGGCUGAAAGGACAGGCUGUGGGUGACAGCUCCAGGUUUGAACUACUGGAUAUCUCCUGGUUUACAGCCUGCAUGGAAGCAGGAAGACCAGUUGAUUCAGAAAUGAAGUAUCGUCUCAUGGAGCAAUGUCAAUCUCCUUUGAAUGUGCCUGAAUCAGAAGUGCCAUCAUGUAUUGCAAGAAAAGUAUCUCAGUAUUCAUGCCAGAGGAAGACAACUUUAAAUAACUACAACAAGAAAUUCACGGAUGCCUUUGAGAUAAUGGCUGAAAAUUAUGAGUUCAAAGAAAAUGAAAUAUUCUGCCUGGAAUUUCUGAGAGCAGCUUCUUUGCUGAAAUAUCUUCCAUUUCCAGUAACCAGAAUGAAAGAUAUACAAGGAUUGCCCUGCAUAGGAGACCAAGUCAGAGAUGUCAUUGAGGAGAUUAUUGAAGAAGGAGAGAGUUCUAGAGUUAAAGAAGUGUUAAAUGAUGAGCGAUACAAGGCAUUUAAGCAAUUUACUUCAGUCUUUGGAGUGGGAGUGAAGACAUCUGAGAAAUGGUACAGAAUGGGUUUGCGAACGGUGGAAGAGUUAAAAGCUGACAAGACCCUCAAGCUGUCAAAAAUGCAGAAAGCAGGGUUUCUUUACUAUGAGGACCUUGUUAGCUGUGUAUCUAAGGCAGAAGCAGAUGCAGUAACCUUGAUUGUCAAGAAUACUGUAUCUACCUUUCUACCAGAUGCUUUAGUUACCAUAACGGGUGGUUUCAGGAGGGGUAAGAAGAUGGGACAUGACAUUGAUUUUUUGAUCACCAAUCCAGGACCAAGAGAAGAUUAUGAACUUCUGCAUAAAGUUGUUGACUUAUGGAAAAAGCAGGGCUUACUCCUGUAUUGUGAUAUCAUUGAAUCAACAUUUGUAGAAGAACAGCUACCAAGCAGAAAAGUUGAUGCCAUGGAUAAUUUUCAGAAGUGUUUUACAAUUUUAAAAUUAUAUCAACCAGGAGUAGACAACAGCAGUUACAACACGUCAAAAAAAUCGGAUAUGGCAGAAAUCAAAGACUGGAAAGCAAUUCGUGUGGAUCUGGUCAUAACCCCCUUUGAGCAAUAUGCAUAUGCUCUGUUAGGUUGGACAGGCUCCAGGGAAUUUGGACGUGAUUUGCGGAGAUAUGCUAGUCAUGAAAGGAAGAUGAUAUUGGAUAACCACGGGUUAUAUGACAGGAGAAAGCGGAUCUUUCUCAAAGCUGGAAGUGAGGAAGAAAUCUUUGCAUAUCUUGGCUUGGAUUAUGUUGAACCAUGGGAAAGGAAUGCUUAAAAUGAUUUGCCACAGUACAUUUGUCGAUUGACAUCAAUGGUCUUUCUGCCCAUAUCUCAGUGUAAUUUAGAUAUAUAAUACAAUAUGUGUUUCUGUGACAACUAAAAAAUUUAAAUAUAUUAGAAGUCAUUUACACAUGCUAAUGUUCCUAGAAGAGUUCAAGCUUUUCAGAAUCUUUUCCAGUCUUUUCUGUGUUAGUUUUUGAAGUUACGAUGUGGAAGUGAUAAGAUAGGGCUUGUUUUGGGGUAAAAUUUGAAACUGGUGAGAUUUUUGCUUCUAAUAGGAAUUUAACAUUCCUGUGAACAAUACUUGCUUCUUAAAUAGUCAGCUGUGACAAUACCUAAAUAAUUCAAAACAUUUAAGCUGAGUCAAGAAAUUACUGAAAGGUAUACUUAUCGUUAACUGAAUUUCUUAAGUAUUUUACUGAAUCCAUAUGUAAGAUUGCUACUGUAUAUAAGGCUUAAUGACCUAGGCAGGAGCUACUUUGCAGUCUCAGCAACUCGAGGCUUCAGCUGUAAUAUUUUUCUACAUAAGGCUGUAAAGAAGUUGAUAAUUCAGUGACAGUUAAAAAAACAUUACACAGAAAGGGAUUUUGAAAAGAAAAGUACUCAGUACUAAGCUUCAAUUGUUCAGAAAAAUACUAUAAAUUUGGAGUACUGAUGUGGACUAAAGAUGAUUCAGGUUAUGUGAUGUGAUGGUCCUCAAUCAGGAAUUUGAAUUACAACCUGCAUGAAAACAACUGUUUCAACUGCCAGGCUGGUGACCCUCGAAGAUGAAAGCUUUUCAUUGUCUGUGCUCAAUUUAGAUAGCAGGAAAUUUGUUUAUUAGUAGAUAUAUAUGCAUUGGAAUGGCUAUUGGCUGCUCUAGAAAGGUAUACCCUCUUUUUAGUCAGAAGUUCACCUGAGAUGUGAAAUAAAAAUAAUCCUAUAAGGUAUUUUGGUUUCAGAAAAUGUCCAGGUAGCUUUUGUCACUGUAAUGAUAAUGAAGAAUUUGUAAUACAGUUAUCCUUUAAUGAACAAGGACAUUUACUGCUUUAGGACAUGAAGCUGUUCACUGACAAGUCAUUGUCAUUUGUAGAAUAAAGGUGAUUAAAAACACCAAGAAUGGUCAAAUAAUUUUCUUUCUUAGAAGUCUGAAAGUUUUUUUUCUCAGUUCAGGCUGACUACACCUCUUGAAAUGAUGGGGAAAGAAUGGCAGUGACAGGGCUAUGCACAACAGUUAUUACAGUAAAGGCUUCCCAUAUUCAAACAAUAUUUGAUACUUAGAAAAAAUGUACUGAAUUUGUUUACUCAUUUUAGAAGACUGCAUCAUAAACUAUUCUAAAACCUCAGUCAGGGAUGUAGAAAAAUGUGAUAAUGGCAGGAAUUUUCUUCUUGCCUGUGUCAAAGCAUCCUAUUUAAGUGCAGUUUUGCUAACUGAGCUGAAAAUACAAUGCUACUUUCUAAAUUACUCUAACUAUAAAGCACUGGCAUUGCUUCCUGCAUUAUGGUGCUGAAGUGUGAAGUAUCUUCUCUGUGUUUUGCAUCAGGGUGCUGACACUUACAUGCCAGUGGCCUUUUUUAAUCCUAGUGCAAGAGAACAAAAGCCUUGUCUGAAUAUUCUUUCUAUCUGGCCAACAUUUAUCAGAAAUUAUGCAUUCCAGUUGUGCUGUUUCUCCAUACUUCAAGCCACAGAGGAAAUACGAAACAUUCUGAAUUCCACAUAAAUAAAUAACUUCCGUCUUGUCUGCCUAUACAUGACUUACAAUUAUGCCACCUAUAGGGGAGAAGAUACCAACACAACUUCUGGCGGCUCCUUCAAGAUUGAAAGAAAACAGCAUAUCCCUUUAUUCUUUUAUUUCCCUCAAUUUUUCUGAGCUUUAGUUAGAAUACAUCUUACAGCUUACUCACUGAGUCAACUAUUAAAGAAUACUGUGGAACUGUUAAAUGAGGGGUUGGGUUAAGCAGAAGAACAAAGUUCUUCUAUCUUCAUCCUGGUUUGACCACGAAGAAGAUAGUUUCUGUUAUGAAUACCUUCACUGAAGAAGCUGGUACCCCAGUUAGUAUUAUAGGCACCAUAUGCAGGAUCAUCCUUGAUAGCACCAGCCAAACUCAUCGUGCAUGGACUGGCAGAACCAGAAAAGCAGAAGCUCCAUUUUUAGUAAAUUAACUCUGAAUCAUAACAUCAAUUCUUGCAUCAAUUAAAUCUAGUCCUGCAGUUCUGAACAGUCUCAGCCCUGUAAUCAUUUCAGUGGUUCUUGAUGGUGCUAGUCAGCUGAGACUGUAAUUAAAAAAGAUAAAAGUCAUAUAGGAGAGCUGGGAUGAAACAGGUUAAAGGAAAUAAAACCUUUAUCGGCUGAGCAUGUCUGAAUCCAUCAGCUAGUGAAAACUCCCUACAGUGUAGUGGAACUGUUGGAGUCAAUGGUAACAAUACUUCUGAACUCAUGAAGGACAGGUGACGCCUCAGGGCCUGAAAAAGGGCAAACACUUGUAACAAGAACAGACUAGUAUUUGUAAUAGGAGGAAAGGAAAAGAGAACUUUAGAUCAGUGCAGUUUAUAUUUCCUAAAUUGCUAGGAUGAUUAAUAGACUAUAUUUUUAAAGCACCUAGGGGAAAAUAAAGUGAUAGGUUAUUGAUAACUUGUUAAUCAGAAACAAAUCAUAUCAAACUAAUUCAGUUAUAAAGUUCCUGGAGGCUGUUUUUUUAAAAUGUCUGUCCCUCCUCCCCUGCUUUAUGCCAAGGCAAUUUGGCAAGUAGCGAGUGGAGAAGGAUCAUUGGUUUUAUAGGCAUCUACAGACUAACUCUCUAAAAAUUUUCAGUAUCUCUGAUAUUUUCUAUCUCUGGGAAAAAAUGUAAAAGUUAAAAAGAAAGCCACCGUUAUUUUUUUUGUUCACGGUUUAUGGUAAUGUAUAAUUUGUCAAAUAAUCUCUUAAGGCAAAAGCAAUGAGAUAUAUUUAGAUUGGUGAGUAGUAAUAUAGUUAAUGUCUGAAGGACUAAUAUACUGAAGGAAGAGCUAAUUCUAUCUACACAGCUUUACAAAAUUGCAAAUCCAAGCAACCUAAAUACUCAAUACAGCUGAAGCCACAUGGACUUUCUACAAAAUACUGGAAAUCUGAGAACUGUUGCUACUAUAUAUAAACAAGCUGCAGAAUGUUAAAAAAAACCCACCAAGCCCAAAGAUCUGCAUGCCUUAUAAUCCCUAAAUGAAAUGUGUUUUCUACAGUUUAUGGGCAGAAUUGUUUGGCUUUCUUAGGUGAGACCAUUUUAUUCCUUAAUAUGAAAUGCAAUCUUUCCCUUUUUGAACAGCUAUUUCUUUCUAUUAUACAGUUCUCUUUGGAAACUGCAGUUAAAGUAAUCAAGUCCUGGGUCUGAAAGGUUAAUUGAAGCCACAUAAACAAAUGAAGACACAGAGCUCUGAAAACCUUCCUCCUUAAGAGGAGGACCAAGCAUCCCUGCUGUGUGGGUGCACUAAGUGUCUUUUAUUUUAAUCAGGAUGCAUCAGAUGUAACUUCGUUUAGCUGAUGAGGCUCCUUAGGAAAAAUGGUCUGUUGACAGACAUGGUUGGAGUUCCCUUUUUAGUGGUUAAUUUAUUUAGGAUGAAUAGUCUGAUGUUUGUUUAAAGCUUCUUUUGUAUGAUUUGUAGUAUUAGGUCUGUCAAACUCUAACUUUGGAUUUGGUCCAUUUAUUUUUAACUAAAAAUUUGGAUCUUUGAAUGAGGAAAUGAAGUAUCUUCAGAUGUACUAUAUCUCUGCCAUAAUUUUAUUGUGCAUGUUUUACCUCACAUCAUGCUUAGGUGUCUACAAGGGGAUUGCUCUAAAAGUGCCUGCUCUUGAUAUUUAGAUUCCCAAAUCAGUCUACAUCUAUAAUUUAUUCCACAUUUUCAUUUCACUCCACCAUUUCAGCUCUUCUUUCCUGUAUUUGACAUUACAGAGAUUUUCAGCUAGAAUGUCAGCCUAAACAUUAAACAUUAAAAACAUGAA